This is a messenger RNA of Populus nigra (black poplar), 1955 nucleotides long. RefSeq lists its product as uncharacterized. Lineage: Eukaryota; Viridiplantae; Streptophyta; Magnoliopsida; Malpighiales; Salicaceae. The record is from RefSeq and is a predicted model, not a curated record. The transcript has 15 exons. Bases 290 to 1759 code for a protein of 489 amino acids.
UCUCUGGUCCACUAGAUGCAUAAGGGAGAGCAACAGUCACAGGCUCACAGCCACCUGAUUUGAAUACCUCUCUUUUGUCAACGAUCACAACAUCUAUUCUCUUCUUAUUUUCAAUCGACGAAAAAGGAGCCGUUACCAGCACGGAGAAGAGAGGUUUUCACUCUCCUUUGCAAAGAAACGUUUCGAAUUUAAAUUAAAGAAGAGGAGGAGGAGGAGGAGGAGGAGGAGGAGGAGUUCUUUAGUGCAUCAGUUUUUGUGAAUUUAAGGGAAUCUCGGAGGUUGCUUAAAAAUGGAGGAAGAGAAGAAGAAGAAAAGAAACAAGAAGAAGAAAAGCAAGCAGAACAACCACACCAACAAUAAUAAAGCAUCAGAAGACGACGUGUCGGUUGGUGCUGCUACUAAUAAUAAUAGUAAUGGGCAAAAUCAAGUUAUAGAGGUUUCUUCAAAUGGUGAUGUCGUGGACGCAGAGGAUUUUAAUGGACAUGAUGAUAAACCCAAUGGAGCAGCAUCGCAUUCUCCCUGGCUGAAAAGAGAGGCUGCUUUACAAGAGACAAUCAAACAUUUACAAAAUGAAACCGAUUCACUCACAAGGACGAAGGAUACCUUUGAAGAGACAAUCAAACGAUUACGAGAUGAAAAUGAUUCACACAUACAGAAAGAGCAUGAAGGAACUUACUGCAUUUUACAGGCUACCUUAGAAGAGACAGUAAAACAGUUACAGAAUGAAAGUGCUUCGCACACGCAGAAAGAGGCAUCCUUGGAAGAUACAAUCAAUCAAUUAAGAAGUGUAAACAAUUUGUGCAUACAAAAAGAGGCUACCUUUGAAGAUACAAUCAAACAAUUGAAAACUGAAAAUGAUUCCCACCUGCAGAAAGAGGCUGAUUUAGAGAAGAGAAUUGUACAAUUGCAGAGUGAAAAAGAUUUCUGGCUUCAGAAAGAGGCUGGCUUUGGGGAGAAACUUAACCACUUACAGGAUGAGAAGGCUGCUCUGGUUUUAAAAGCUGCAAGCAUAGGGGAAAAGAUUAGACUAUUAGAGAGUGAUAAAGAUUCUUGGACCAUAUCAGAGAAUACAACCAAAGAAACCAUUGCUAGAAUGAAUAUCGACGUCACAAGACUACGAAUGCAGGUGGUGGAGUUGGAAGAUUCCAGGAAUAGUCUCGUGAAAGAAAACCAACAACUGAAGGAAAGCAUCUCUGACCUGAAGUUACAGCUUCAAAACAUUGAUACGAGUGUCUCCUUUGCUAACACAUCAGAACUCGGAAAGCUUGGAGCUGAAAAGGAGGAAUUGAAUUCCCAGAUCGAAGCAGCUUGUGCACUGGUAGACAAAUUGAUCACAGAAAAUGCAGACCUUGUUGAGAAAGUGAAUGAGUUGUACAUUAAACUUGACCAUCAAGAGACAGCAGCUAGUUUUUCUUCAGCAACUGGAAGAGGUGUUAUCGUUAGAAAUUCUGAACUCGCCAAUGGAACUCAUCCCAUGGCUGAUUCAAAUGCAAACCUGACUGCAUUGGGCCAUAAGCUAGAGUCCUUGGAAAUGGAACCUGCUGUGGUAGUUCAAUACUCUUCAGAAGGUGGCUCUGGAGAAAUUGUGCAAAUCCCAUUGGAUGAUAAUGAAGUUCCGGAUUUGGAGAUGCAAGCUGCUGAGACUGACGAUAAGAGUGGUGCUGUGCCACUUACGGAUGCUCCACUAAUCGGAGCUCCUUUCCGGUUAAUAUCAUUUGUUGCAAAAUAUGUUAGUGGUGGUGACUUGGUCAACAGAUGAUUCAAAUUAGGGCACUGGCUAGGAUAUAUGAUGUUUCGUUCUUCCCAUGCAUCUUCUUGUCCAUUUUCAUUUUUCUAUGAUGGGCAAGUGUGAGCCAUUACUUAUUUUAUUUUAUUUUAUUUUAUUUUUUUAUUAUUACUAUCACCACACCGAACAUGUUAACUGCAGAGUUGAUAGACCAUUUUCUUGUCCUAAA